Dryobates pubescens (Downy woodpecker) is the source of this 3016-nucleotide messenger RNA. RefSeq names its product amyloid beta precursor protein binding family A member 3 (gene APBA3). Gene Ontology annotation, biological process: chemical synaptic transmission. Lineage: Eukaryota; Metazoa; Chordata; Aves; Piciformes; Picidae. Gene Ontology annotation, cellular component: plasma membrane; dendritic spine; cytoplasm. Bases 24 to 2282 code for a protein of 752 amino acids. The record is from RefSeq and is a predicted model, not a curated record. Gene Ontology annotation, molecular function: amyloid-beta binding; protein binding. The transcript has 10 exons.
CGCUCCCCGCCCGGAGCGACGCCAUGGAGACCUGCAUGGACUUCCAGGCGGCUGCGCCCUCCGCCCCGGAGCCGCCGGCUAUGGACACGGAGGAGGCGGCGGUGCGGCCUGGCGCCCCCGAGCUCCGUGUGGGUGGGGGGCAGCCAGACGGGCCCCCCUUCAGCACCCUGCUCACUGACUGCGGCUCCAGGCAGGACCUCUCUGUCCCUGAGGGUCAGCGGAGGGGUCCGGGGCCCAUCUCGGGCCCUGCUGCAGGCUCUGACCUCAAAGGAGGGGGAGGUGGAGAAGAACAAACUGAGCGUGGCCGGAGCUCGGGAAGAGAGCUGGAAGAGCAGGCAGUGACCACGGGGCUGCAGGGCGCUGCCGACUGGAAACCCAGCGGCAGGACUACCGCUCAGGACACAGGACACCUCCGGGCUCCCGGCAGUGCUGACCCGACAGGCAUGGAACUGGACGAGGCUCCCUCCAGCACUUUCCCCGGCAGGGCUGAGUGGGCAGAAGGUGCCGAGGAUGAACCCUCGGAGAUCCAGGGCCUGCUGGCGCAGCUAGAGACCCUCGACUCCAACCUCUCCGACCGCUCUCCCCGCUCGGAACGGGGCCUGCCGCUCUCCUGCGGCGCUGGCUCAGCCUCUCCCGCGGGCGAGCAGCCCCGGCGCGGCGGGCAGUGCCAGGGCCAGUGCGGGCCCUGCCUGCUGCAUGUGGCUAUGGGGCGGGGGCUGGAGACGCGGCCCUGCUGCCUGCCCUCCGCCUGCGCCCGGCCCUGCCACGGCCUGCUCUUUGCCGAGGCUGACCGGGAGGACCUGCUGAGCCUCCUGCGCUAUGAGGGGGGACUGCCUGAGGCCGGUGCUGAGACACCUUUGGCCCGUUCCAAUAUCCUGACCGGGACCGAUCUGGAGAUGUUGCAGGCUCAGGAGGAAAUGGCUGCUGUGGAGAAGCCUGACGGGCUGCAGAGGGCAGAGAGCUCGGAGGAAGGCCCUUCUGGUGGCUGGUAUUAUGGAGAAGGGCUCUGCGAGGUCGACUCCACCUAUGAGAGCAAUCAGGAAGGUUCCCCAGAGCCAGGCUGGGUGGCCCUGCCUCUUGCUUCAGCCCCAGAGGCAGAGCAGCCAGCGCAAAGCAGUGUGACUAACAGGGAAUCAUCAUCUUCCUGUGUGGCCUUUAAAGAGGUUCCAGGCCCUUGUGACCCAGAGGAGCUGCUGGAUGGUGUCAUUUUUGGGGCCAAGUACCUGGGCUCCACACAGCUGGUAUCGGAGAGGAACCCCCCAGCCAGCGUCCGCAUGGCACAGGCCCAGGAGGCGGUGGACAGGAUCAAGGCACCAGAGGGAGAGUCGCAGCCCAUGACGGAGGUGGAUCUGUUUGUCUCCACGCAGAGAAUCAAGGUGCUCACGGCUGACACACAGGAGGCCAUGAUGGAUCACUCCCUGCAGACCAUCUCCUACAUCGCUGACAUCGGCUCGCUCGUGGUGCUCAUGGCGCGGCGGAAGCUGCCUCAGCGCUCGGAGGGGGCGGAGGAGAAGCGACUCUACAAGCUGCUCUGCCAUGUCUUCCACUCAGCUGAUGCCCAGGUCAUUGCUCAGGCCAUUGGGCAGGCAUUUGGUGUGGCCUACCAGCGCUUCCUGGAGGCCAACAGCAUCGACCCCAGCGAGCUGAGCCCUCGCCAGUACAGCUGUGCCCUCAAAGACCAGGAGCAGUACAAUGCGGAACUGACUCACUUCUCCCGGCAGGAGAACUGCAAGGAUGUCUGCAUCCAGAAGCAGAAGGGAGAGAUCCUGGGCAUUGCCAUCGUGGAGUCGGGCUGGGGCUCCAUCCUGCCCACCGUGGUCAUUGCCAACCUGAUGCACAGGGGCCCUGCAGAGAGGUCAGGCGAGCUGAGCAUCGGGGACCGCCUCAUGUCCGUCAAUGGGAUGAGCCUGGUGGGGCUGCCCCUCACCACCUGCCAGAGCAUCAUCCGGGAGCUGAAGCACCAGACUGAGGUGGUGCUGAACAUUGUGCACUGCCCCCCUGUCACCACAGCAGUCAUCCGGCGCCCUGACUCCAAGUACCAGCUGGGCUUCUGUGUGGAGAAUGGCGUGAUCUGCAGCCUGAUGCGUGGGGGCAUCGCGGAGAGAGGUGGCAUCCGCGUGGGGCACCGCAUCAUCGAGAUCAACGGGCAGAGCGUGGUGGCAACGCCGCACGAGAAGAUCAUCCAGAUCCUGACGCAGGCAGUCAGCGAGGUGCACAUCAAGACCAUGCCAGCCUCCACCUACCGCCUGCUGACCGGCCAGGAGCAGCCUCUCUUCCUCUGAGCCACCUGCACUGCCUGGCUCUCACCACCUGUGCCUGGGGCCACGACAGGCUCUGUCUCCUGCCCCAGCACCCUCAUCAGAACCCUCUGGUCCUCAGAAAGGGCCUAAUCCUGCACCUCUUUGUUUUUGCUCAGGACACAAUGGGGAACUCAGGACCUGACAGCCAGCUUGAGCAGUGUCAGGUCUUACAGUGCCAUGAAUUGGGCACCUCCACCCCCUCUGUUCACCCUUUCCUGCUGCCUCACAGGGUCCCUCACCUUGGCCUAGUUCAGGCAGGAGAGGGAAGCCCAUCCAUCACCACAGACUGAAAACACUCACCAAUGGUGCCUUUCCCUGGGGGGGAUGGUGCUGGAAACACAGCACCAGGGCUUGCUCUACCGUGGCCCCAGAGCAGCAGUGUCCCUGCACACCAGUGUGUGGGUGCACACUGACACCCCAAGAGAAGAUCCAGCAACUCCCAGACUCGGCCUUCAAGGCAGCAGCAGCCCUGGCAGCCACUCCUCCUCUCUGGCUUUGCCAGAGGCUUGUCACGGGUGCAAAUAAAUUCCCUGUUAGGCCUUUUGCACUAAGCUGGGGAACCAGCCUUGCUUUUCUCUGGUUCUGCCUUUAAUUGCUCUGCAUACACAGCCUGGCCCCAGCCCAACAGGGCACUGCAGCCCUUGGGGCUGUCCCUGGGCACAGCAGAAGGGAAUGCAGCACGGCCCAGCCCCACGUCCUGGGGAGCCUGGGAUGGU